Messenger RNA from Thermochaetoides thermophila DSM 1495, 1968 nucleotides. Its product is annotated as mitochondrial 5-aminolevulinate synthase-like protein. Gene Ontology annotation, biological process: heme biosynthetic process. Gene Ontology annotation, cellular component: mitochondrion. The record is from RefSeq and is a predicted model, not a curated record. The transcript is spliced from 2 exons. Bases 1 to 1968 code for a protein of 655 amino acids. NCBI's taxonomy places the organism in Eukaryota, Fungi, Ascomycota, Sordariomycetes, Sordariales, Chaetomiaceae. Gene Ontology annotation, molecular function: 5-aminolevulinate synthase activity; pyridoxal phosphate binding.
AUGGACUCAGUUCUGCGCCAAUCCAAGGCCAUGUGCCCUUUCAUGAAGAAGGCCACGGCCGCGGGGCUCCGCGCCAUGUCAACCGCCGUGGCCCCCGCCGCGCAGGCCGGCGCUCUCUCGCCAUGUGGCGGUACCAUGUCAAAGCUGCAGGUACUUGCCCGCCGCUGCCCCGUCAUGGGCAAGGCCAUGGCCAUCCAGUCGGCCCGUAUCUACGGCUCCGUUGCUGCUAAGGCCGGCAUGGCGACUCUUUCGCCCUCUCACUCGACCUCCGGCGCCCGCCAUGCCAACCACAGCGGCAAGUCCGGCAAGGCGAAGCUGCAUACAAGCCGCUCGCAGGAUGCGCAGGCUGUUGAGGGCACGCUAUUCCGAGAGCAGGUUCCUAUCCCUCCCCGGUCUCCGACGAAGCAGCAGCCUGCUACCGCCUCUACGAACACGGCCACUGCCACACGCGUGAACCCUCCCGUGACCCAUCCGACCACCAAGUUCGACUAUGAGGCCUUCUAUACUGCUGAGCUGGACAAGAAGCAUAAGGACAAGUCGUACCGCUAUUUCAAUAACAUCAACCGCCUGGCUAAAGAGUUCCCCCGCGCCCACAUGGCCACCAAGGACCAAAAGGUGACAGUUUGGUGUGCCAAUGACUACCUGGGCAUGGGUCGCAACCCGGAGGUUCUCAAGGCCAUGCAUGAGACACUGGACGAGUACGGCGCCGGCGCAGGCGGUACCCGCAACAUUUCGGGCCACAAUAAGCACGCUGUUGAGCUGGAGGCGACCAUCGCCCGUCUUCACCACAAGGAGGCUGCUCUGGUCUUCAGCUCUUGUUAUGUGGCCAACGACGCUACCCUCGCGACUCUCGGCAGCAAACUGCCCGACUGCGUGAUUCUCUCAGACGCGCUGAACCAUGCGUCCAUGAUCCAGGGCAUCCGUCACUCGGGCGCUCGUAAGAUUAUCUUCAAGCACAACGAUGUUGAGGAUCUGGAGCAGAAGCUGGCCUCGCUGCCCCUGCACAUUCCCAAGAUCAUUGCCUUCGAGUCCGUCUACAGCAUGUGCGGCUCGAUUGGCCCGAUCGAGAAGAUCUGCGACCUGGCUGAGAAGUACGGCGCCAUCACUUUCCUCGAUGAGGUGCACGCUGUCGGCAUGUACGGCCCUCACGGCGCUGGUGUGGCCGAACACCUCGAUUUUGAGGCCCACUUACAGGGCCGUCAUAGCGGUACCAUCAUGGACCGCGUUGACAUCAUCACCGCUACCCUCGGCAAGGCCUAUGGCUGCGUCGGUGGCUACAUUGCCGGCAGCGCCAAGCUGGUCGACACGAUCCGCUCGCUGGCCCCUGGAUUCAUCUUCACCACCUCCCUGCCGCCUGCCGUCAUGGCCGGUGCCCGCACCGCUAUCGAGUACCAGAUGCGUUCUCCUACUGAGCGCCGCCUGCAGCAGCUGCACACCCGCGCCGUCAAGGAAGCCCUCACCCAGCGCGACAUCCCCGUCAUCCCGAAUCCCUCGCACAUUGUGCCCAUCCUGGUCGGCAACGCCGAGCUGGCGAAGCUCGCCUCUGACAAGCUACUGCAUGAGUACGGCAUCUAUGUCCAGAGCAUCAACUACCCGACCGUUCCCGUCGGCCAGGAGCGUCUGCGCGUUACCCCGACCCCCGGUCACACCAAGGAGUUCCGUGACGAGCUCGUCCGCGCGAUUGAUAACAUCUGGACCGAGCUGGGCAUCAAGCGCACUUCCGACUGGGCUGCUGAGGGCGGUUUCAUUGGCGUUGGUGAGCCUGGCGUUGUUGAGCCUCAGCCUCUGUGGACGGAUGAGCAGCUCGGCAUUGCGGACGCUACCCGCGAUAUCCUGCGCGAGAUCAUGGCUGAGUCGGCUGCUGCCCCAGUUGCUGAACCCACCAACGGGCUGGCUGUCCCUGGCGUGACAGAGCGCCUUCUUGAGCGUGAGGCUAGGGGUCUGAUGGCUGCUAGUGUUUCGGCUUAA